Messenger RNA from Raphanus sativus (radish), 1129 nucleotides. RefSeq names its product N-carbamoylputrescine amidase. NCBI's taxonomy places the organism in Eukaryota, Viridiplantae, Streptophyta, Magnoliopsida, Brassicales, Brassicaceae. Gene Ontology annotation, molecular function: N-carbamoylputrescine amidase activity. The coding region runs from base 98 to 991 and encodes 297 amino acids. The transcript is spliced from 8 exons. The record is from RefSeq and is a predicted model, not a curated record.
AAAGGUAAGAGGAUAUAUUCUCUUACUCCUUUUCCUCUCAAGUGACAGUCGUAUCAAUUUCACCCACCCGUGAGAGAGAAUACAGAGAGGAACAGAAAUGGAAGGAAGAAGUAGAGAAGUGGUUGUUUCGUCUCUUCAAUUCGCCUGCUCCGACGAUAUCUCCUCCAACGUCGCCGCCGCCGAAAGGCUGGUCAGAGAAGCACACUCAAAAGGAGCAAACAUCGUUCUUAUUCAGGAACUUUUUGAGGGAUAUUACUUCUGUCAAGCACAAAGAGAAGACUUCUUUCAGAGAGCCAAGCCUUACAAGGACCAUCCUACCAUUGCAAGGAUGCAGAAGCUGGCAAAGGAGCUGGGUGUUGUGAUACCCGUUAGCUUCUUUGAGGAGGCAAACAAUGCGCAUUACAACUCUAUUGCCAUUAUUGACGCUGAUGGAACUGAUCUCGGGAUUUAUAGGAAGUCCCAUAUUCCUGAUGGACCAGGAUAUCAAGAGAAAUUUUAUUUCAAUCCUGGAGACACUGGCUUUAAGGUUUUCCAGACAAAGUUUGCAAAAAUUGGAGUUGCUAUAUGUUGGGAUCAAUGGUUUCCUGAGGCAGCUCGAGCUAUGGUUCUACAGGGUGCUGAAAUACUCUUUUAUCCAACUGCCAUCGGCUCUGAGCCUCAAGACCAGGGGUUGGAUUCGCGUGAUCAUUGGAGGAGAGUCAUGCAAGGGCAUGCUGGAGCUAAUGUGGUGCCUCUAGUUGCUUCGAACCGCAUAGGGAAGGAAGUAAUUGAAACCGAGCAUGGACCGAGUCAGAUCACUUUCUAUGGAAACUCCUUCAUUACCGGACCGACGGGUGAAAUUGUGGCCGAGGCCGAUGACAAAACGGAAGCUGUUCUCGUGGCGCAGUUUGAUCUUGACAAGAUCAAGUCGAAGAGGCAAAGCUGGGGAGUGUUUCGUGACCGCCGUCCGGAUUUGUACAAGGUGCUUCUUACAAUGGACGGUAGCCUUUGAUUCUUAUUAUGCUGUUGAAACCUUUGUUCCGUAAGAUGACAACUAUUGCUUGCUUGAAGACCUUACAAUAAUUUCCAUUUUGUAUUUUCUUCAAUAAAUAGAGCUCUGCAUUUGCUGCUGGCUCUUUCAUCGCUGCCA